Molecule: messenger RNA, 2202 nt
Organism: Pochonia chlamydosporia 170
Lineage: Eukaryota; Fungi; Ascomycota; Sordariomycetes; Hypocreales; Clavicipitaceae
Product: C2H2 finger domain-containing protein
Exons: 6
Coding region: 1-2202 (733 amino acids)
Source: RefSeq, a predicted model, not a curated record
AUGGCACACCAUCGACGCUCGCUUGAUCCGGACGAAUCUGACUCCUCUUUUUCACCAGAGAUUGAGAGCUGCUUCGAUGAGGAUGAAGCGGAUCUGUCUGGUGAGGAAACUGAGGCAACCGACCUUGACGUCCAACAAGAUGAUGAUCUGGACUUUGAAGAUCAAAUCCAACUUUUUGGUGGAAAUAUACAUCCGCCUGAAUAUUACCGGAGGGGCAUAGAAGAAUUCAAUGAAAGCUCUUUUGUUGGCGAAGACUACAGCCCCGGGAGUACAAUACUCUUGGACGCGAUAGAGCUGUGGUGGCAGCAAUUUUGCAAUGAAGUUCUAUCGCGUGACCCUCACGCUUGCUUCGAGUCGAUCUCCAUAGGCAUGCUCUAUAAAUUCUUUGAAUGGCGGCUGAACCAAAGGGCGGGCAAGGACGGGAGAAAAUUGAGAGGCACCACAAAAAGCAGCUCGUUGGGCACAGCCUGGAAAGUCUUCCGACUUGUAUAUGAGCGGGCUGUUGGUGCGAAGCUCGAUCCAAAAUUGAAUCGUAAUAUGCACAAGGUCCUCCGAGAGCUUGCAAAAAAACACGAACUUAGCGACCAGAAGAGAGCUAAUCGUUGCAUGACUAUUAACGAUUUGAAGGAGCAGAUCGAGACAACGCUCAGCACCACAAAGAAGUCGUUUGACAUUGGAGAACACCGAAUUCUGGCUGUGCUUUUCCUUCUCUUAUUGGCUCCUGCAGGCUCUCGCCCAACGUCCAUCCUCCGGCUUCGCUUUGGGGACAUCCGAGUGGCCUUGGCGAGAGAUCCGGAGGGUGGACCACACAAGAUCUUAAUUCGAUUCACGUUGGAGUUCACAAAAUCAUACCUUGGUACUAAGGAUACCAAAACAUUUACCAUCCCCGAGAUGAUGUUCGAUCCGUCUUUGCUCCUUAGUCCCCAUGCCUUUCUGCUGGGCAUUCUAUUUCGCCACCAAGCAUUUCGCGCAUCCCAUCUCACCUCUCCUAGGCAACUAGAUGAGCUGGACAUACAUCCCGGCGAGCGGGAGCUACCCUUGCCUCUAAGAAGUGAUCUGAAAGAGGUAUGCAUAUUUCGUCGCGCUGUCAAAACAUUGACGGGGUAUGAAAUGUCAGCAACGAAGACCAUCACAAAUGGCAUGAUGGCGAGCUGGAUUAAGAGAGUGGGUGAAAUCAUGGGACUUCAGUACGAAACAAUACCGUACAGCCUGCGCUAUAACGCAGCCAACGAGUUUGACCAAAGCCCCGACAUGAGCGAGGCGCUCCGGAAUCUCUCCCUUGACCACGCCAACUCCGUCCCGUUCCAAAAACAUUAUCUUGGCCGCGUUGUCCGUGCUGACCCAUGGGCCAUUAUCCGUCGCGAGAAGCCACAGCAGGCGCUUAUAGAUCAGGCUUGCAGCAUUGGUCAUUCAAUGAGCAAACGCCGGCCGACGGGCCUCACGGCCGAGCAAUCGGCGUCCGUCGCAUCAGAUUCCAAAGUUCGACGGCUUACUGCCCAGCUGCGAAAAUUACGCCCAGGAUCUGAACAGCAUAAGAAAACACACCGCGAGUUGCGAUCACUAAAACAGAGGCUGAAGAGAGAACUGAAACAGAAGAUUCGGGACGACUGGACUGACGAACAGGCCGUGGUGGACAUUGAACGCCAACUCCAAGGAGUCGGCUUUGCAGAACCAUGGGUGGAUAAUGCAAUCCGUCCCCAGCGGCCGGCUCAAAAGUUGCUGGUCGAGGCCCUAAAGACUCCAGUCGAUGAUACUCUUGAGGGACAGUAUCAACGCAGGGACAACGCGAUUGAGGCCAUAGUUGCAUACUGCAGCAUCGAAGAGGGGCCAACAAUACGCCGUACUCAUGUACUGCGAACGACACCAGUCUCGAAUGAGAAUCUUCGUGAGCACCCGGAAGACAGUCCACUGUUUCUCGCGACUAUGUCUGUUUUUAUUGACAAUCCCAAACAGAGGCCUAGGAGGUGUUUCCUCUGCAUUGGCAAUGCACUCUCAUUGCCAUCAGACGACCCGCGCGUAGAAGACAAGAUUAGCGAAUUCUACACGCCAGGAGAUUUGAGUAAACACUUCCGUCGAAGACACCUAGCGCAAUUGCGGGACAACGAUCAGCCAUUCAUGGAACGGUCUCCUGAGACCCCUACCGCAAACCGAUCGAUUCUUUCUGCAGUCAAGACUAUCAAGAUGUUUAGAUCCUGGGGAUAA